Molecule: messenger RNA, 558 nt
Organism: Helianthus annuus (common sunflower)
Lineage: Eukaryota; Viridiplantae; Streptophyta; Magnoliopsida; Asterales; Asteraceae
Exons: 2
Coding region: 1-558 (185 amino acids)
Source: RefSeq, a predicted model, not a curated record
AUGUGGCUACUUAAACAUAAGCUUAGGUCUGAUGGGAGUUUGGAACGUUACAAGGCUCGACUGGUUUGUGAUGGUCGUAGUCAACAGGGUUUCACGCAGAGUAAAUCGGAUAACUGGCUAUUCAUAUAUCGGCAUGGUCGAGACACUGCAUAUCUUCUUAUUUAUGUCCAUGAUAUUAUACGGACCACAUCCUCGGAUGAGCUUCGUAGGCGAUUAAUGUCUGCUCUCACAAGCGAAUUUGCUAUGAAUGACCUUGGUCCACUUACUUAUUUUUUGGGCAUCUCUGUUACAAGGUCAGGAAAUUGCAUGUUUUUAUCUCAGCAGGCUUACACAAGAGACAUUAUACAUCGUGCCGCUAUGGAUUCCUGUAAGCCUGUUGCCACCCCUGUCGACACUAAUCUGAAACUUGGCAGUGCCUCCUCUACUCCGUUUCAUGACCCGACUACUUAUUGCAGCCUCGCUGGUGCUCUUCAGUAUCUCAGAUUCACCAGACUAGACAUCUCCUAUGCGGUUCAGCAAAUUUACAUGCACAUGCAUUCUCAUACUGAGGAUUACUAG